AUGAAGCGGAAGUACUAUUUGCUUAUAUUUACUGCAAUGGUGUUGUACAGUUUUUAUGCAAAUCUUCAGUUUAGACUUCACUUAUCCAAAGGGUUUACAAAGAGAUUUAUUCCAUUGUCAGAAAAUAAAUGCAUGGAAUCUGAGAAGAUCUAUUUUAAACCAGACAUGGAACAAGUCUCCUUGCAAUUUGGGGAUUCCCCCCUGGGACCUGCUACCACAACGUCCAGCCGACACAGAUCACAGCAAUCGCAAUCACAUUUUAAACAACCUUGUGGGAAGCUGCACUUGCGUCCUGAGCUUGUGAUUAUUGUGGCUUUUGUCAGCUGGACGUUGUGGUCUGAACUUGAAAAUUGUUGUAAUGCUACUGGAAGACUAAUUGUAACUCAAGAGAACACUCAGAUUGGACAUGUUUUUAAUUAUGAAUCAAAAGAAAAGAAAACUAUCACUGUAAAUGAAGACAUCUUUCAAAUGCUUCCAAAAAAAUCACCAUUCCCAAAGAAACCAAUUAAACAAUGUGCAGUGGUCGGUAAUGGGGGAAUAUUAUACAAGAGCUCUUGUGGUUCUGAAAUUGAUCAAGCAGAUUUUGUGUUCAGACUCAAUUUGCCUCCACUGAUACCAGAAGAGGACACUGGCAGAAAAACAGAUGUUGUAUCUGCAAACCCAAGUAUCCUAGAACACAAAUUUCAAAGUUUAACAGAAAAGAGAAAGCCCUUCAUUGACAAGAUUAAUACUUAUGGUGCUGCCCUUAUACUGAUGUCAGCUUUCUCAUACACUGGCAACACAGCAAUAGCUUUUAGGGUACUGCAUUCUUUGGAAGAUGUUGGCUUAAACGAGAAGGUCAUCUUCUUUCAUCCAGAAUAUAUAAAAAACUUGCAUCUUUACUGGACGAAGAGAGGAAUUCAAGUUAAGCGUCUUUCCUCUGGAUUCAUUUUGGCAAAUGCAGCCCUCGAGCUUUGUGAGAAAGUGAAACUUUAUGGUUUCUGGCCCUUUUCUAAAGAUCUAAAUGGAAAUGAAAUUACACAUCAUUAUUAUGACAAUGUGCUUCCAAAUACAAGAUUACACUCUAUGCCUGAUGAAUUCUUUUACUUUGUUCAAAUGAACACACAUAGAUCUGUUUAUUUGAAGGUUGGAAAUUGUUAA
This is a messenger RNA of Bombina bombina (fire-bellied toad), 1140 nucleotides long. RefSeq names its product alpha-2,8-sialyltransferase 8F-like. NCBI's taxonomy places the organism in Eukaryota, Metazoa, Chordata, Amphibia, Anura, Bombinatoridae. Gene Ontology annotation, biological process: N-glycan processing; oligosaccharide metabolic process. The coding region runs from base 1 to 1140 and encodes 379 amino acids. The transcript is spliced from 7 exons. Gene Ontology annotation, molecular function: alpha-N-acetylneuraminate alpha-2,8-sialyltransferase activity. The record is from RefSeq and is a predicted model, not a curated record.